Messenger RNA from Myodes glareolus (Bank vole), 3771 nucleotides. RefSeq names its product zinc finger protein 120-like. Gene Ontology annotation, biological process: regulation of transcription by RNA polymerase II. Lineage: Eukaryota; Metazoa; Chordata; Mammalia; Rodentia; Cricetidae. Gene Ontology annotation, molecular function: DNA-binding transcription factor activity, RNA polymerase II-specific; RNA polymerase II cis-regulatory region sequence-specific DNA binding. The record is from RefSeq and is a predicted model, not a curated record. Gene Ontology annotation, cellular component: chromatin; PcG protein complex; nucleus.
UCCGGGCACCUUCAGACUUUGCAGAGGCGCUGGCACCCCCGGUUUCCUGUGCUGCAGUAAAGUUGCUGCUGCAGGGAGAUGAUGAACUGAGAGCUUUGGCGAUCUGGGGAACCACAACAUGAGGGCAGUGACCUAUGAUGAUGUGAACAUCAACUUCACUUUGGAAGAGUGGAAUUUGCUGGAUCAUUCUCAGAAGAAUCUCUACAAAGAUGUAAUGUUGGAGACCUACAGGAACCUCACUACUGUAGGAUUCGUUUGGGAAGAUCAUAAUACUGAAGAACAUUGUCAAAAUUUUAGAAGAUUUGAAAGGACUGAAAGAAUUCAAACUGGAGAGAAUCUUUCCGUAUAUAUUCAGUGUUGUAAACUUUUGGCAUAUGACAGUUACCUUAAAUGGAAUGAAAGACCACACACUGGAGAAAAGCCCUAUGAAUGUAAUCAGUGUGGUAAGGCCUUUGCACAGCACAGUUAUCUUCAAAUGCAUAAAAGAACACAUACUGGAGAGAAACCCUAUAAAUGUAAUCAGUGUGGGAAGGCCUUUGCAUAUCGAAAUAGUCUUCAAAUGCAUAAAAGAACACAUACUGGAGAAAAACCCUAUGGAUGUAAUCAGUGUGGUAAAGCCUUUGCACAAUACAGUGCUCUUCAAUACCAUGAAAGAACACACACUGGAGAGAAACCCUAUGGAUGUAAUCAGUGUGGGAAGGCCUUUGCACAGUAUAGUGCUCUUCAAUACCAUAAAAGAAAACAUACUGGAGAGAAACCCUAUGGAUGUAAUCUGUGCAGUAAGGCCUUUGCACAGCACAGUCAUCUUCAAUUGCAUAAAAGAACACAUACGGGAGAGAAACCUUAUGAAUGUAAUCAGUGUGGUAAGGGCUUUGCACAGCACAGUCAUCUUCAAUUGCAUAAAAGAACACACACUGGAGAGAAACCCUAUGAAUGUAAUGAGUGUGGUAAGGCCUUUGCAUGUCACAGGAAUCUUAAAAGGCAUAAAGGAACACAUACUAGAGAGAAACCCUAUGAAUGUAAUCAAUGUGGUAAAGCCUUUGCAGACCACAGUAAUCUUCAAAGGCAUAAAAGAACACAUGCUGGAGAGAAGUCCUAUGAAUGUAAUCAGUGUAGUAAGACCUUUGCAGCUCACAGGAAUCUUCAAAGGCAUAAAAGAACACAUGCUGGAGAGAAACAGUAUGAAUGAGAUCAGUGUAAUAAAGCCUUUUCAUGUUUUAUUCAUCUUUAAAUGCAUAAAAGUACACAUACCAGAGAGAAACAAUGAAUGGAUUCUAUGUGGUAAAUCCUUUGUCACAAAAAUCUCCAAAUAUAUAAAAUAAACCAUCCUGGAAAGAAACUCCAUGAAUUUCAUGAGUGUAGUCUUCAAAUCAAGUGUAGUCUUUCAAAAUCACAAGAAAAAUCAUACUGCAAUAAAACUCUAUAAAUAAAAUCAGUGUGGCAAUGUUUUGCACUUUAUGUGUGUAAUCAAUCUGAUAAAGCUUUUCCAUAUUACAAUAGUCUUUUGUUACCUGAAGAAGAAACUGAGGGCUUCUUCUAAAUUAUUUUUCAAGCUCUUAAGCCAAUGCACUUACAGUCAGUUAACCAAUAGCAUUUAUUCUGUAGAAAAAAAAAUUUGAUAGUGUCAAUAAUCUCUUCAAGCAUUAUGAUACCUCUUUAUUUUGUUUGCACUAGCAAACUGAUGGACAAAACCUAAUUAUGAAUUUCUGAAGUCCCAUGGGUAAGAGAGCCAGUCAAAGAAACACAUCCUGCUUCUGAAAUGAGAUCCAAAGGAAACCACGUUCUACCUGAAUCUAGAGCAACUUAAAGAAACAUCACCCUGAAAACAAAGCCAAAAAGUCAAAUAGGGCCAGUGAAGGAAACACACUCUACGCUUGUCCAACUGAGCACAAAACUAAUCAAUCCAUGAGCCAAAAUCCAGUCCAUCUCUGAGCUUGUUCAAGAUCAGGGAUUAAAAUCCAACCAAUUUCCACCUUCAAAAUCUUUUUAAAAGACCUCUGCUUCUAAGAAGGCCUAUGUGAGCCAUAUGCUCAGUCAGUACUCUGCUGCCCCUUUCCUCCCUGGCAGUCAUACUCCUAGAUUCUUCCAUUUUAAGUAAAUCUCUGGAUUGAGUUUCUGUGAAGACCUCUUUUCACCGGAGUCAAUGAGAAACUCCAUAGUGAAGUUGAGUCUAGAUACAACUGAUACCUCUGCUCAGAAACGCACUUAGCCCAGAAGAAAACAGAAGCAGUGGACACUUUUUAUGGGACACUCCCUUAGGGAGCAGAUCACCAACAGAUAUUUCUUCUGGGAAACUCUCUUAGAAGAAGUGUCAGACAUGGCACCUAAAGCAGUAGUUUAAGAACUCACAUCCUUAAUCUCCUGCAUGAAGCAGAGAGUGGGAACUGGAACUGGUGUAUGGAUGUAAAUUCUUAUAGCCUACCCUCAGUGACAUAUUUCUUUCAGCAGGACAACUUGUCCUAUAUCUUCCCAAAUGAUAACACCAACUUAGAAGGGUUAAAUUCUCUUUCUUCAAGCUUAAAUUUGCUUUCUCUUUACAUGAACCAAUUCAUGAUGAAUAAAAUCUCUGUAAGUCAGCGAUAAGAUGCCUCAACUUCCCUUUUACAGUAAUAAAAGCUUACAGGAGGAAAUGUUCAUGAGUGAUAAACUGUUUGACUAAAAAGUUGUUUUAACUGUAAUUCUAUGAUGUAUGUGUGUCUCUGGGAAUGUGUGUUAUGUAUCUUGAGAUAAUUGAUACCUUGGAUCUUCUUGUAGCAGGAAUUACAGGAAGCUGUUAAAAAUUUGACCUUCUUCCUGGGAAUGAACAUUUCUUAGUCACCUAGCCAUGACUUCAGUGCUGUGAAUACUUUAAAGUCUAUGUAUUCCACUUUGAAGUCUGAAAUAGGAGCAAACUCAUAAAGAAGAAAUCCCUAUUCAUGAGAAGAAUUUGUUAAUGACUUUAGCUAUCACAGUUCUCUUAACUUCAAGAAAAAAUAUUUUUCAUCAUAGCCUUGAAAGAAAUAAAUUAUGUACCAUGUUCACUCAAGACUGAGGGAGAAGAUAAUUGCAGCGUGGUUUCUAUUUUGAAACAUUUGAGAUAGUAACAAAAGUGUGCUAUAUGUAUAGCCAAUCCAUUUACUAAUGUUUAUUUUGUAGUCCUUAUAUUCUUUCUAUGACUUUUGUUCAUCUUAUAUUGUGCCUAUACCUAGUAGUAGGUAUUUUUCUUUUGUAAUAUAUAAAAAUUGUGUACCCAUCAUAUAACUGUCCUAUUGGUUAUUGAAAUAUCAAGCCAUGUUUGAUCAUACUUUUCAUGUAAGUGUAGUGGUUCUUUUCCUGGUUUUGAUUCUCAGCUUUUCACAAAUUCCCUUGUGAUUUUGUUGUUAUACAUCCUAGCUUGGAUGUCAGUAAUGAUUCAGGGACACAUUUGAACUCAUGAUCCUCAUUUGUCUUACUCUUGAGUACAAGUCCAAGGGUAGAUGAUAAACUCCCAAUAUGCGAUGUUUUUCAAGAGAAUUUAACAAUGUUAAUGUUAAAAUGACUGAUAAAAAUUGUAAGAAACAUUAAAUACCUCCUGUGUAUUCAAACAAAUAUUUUAUUUAUCUGAUAUAGGUGUAAUAAUAUAGGAUAAUCAGCAAUCAACUGUAUGUCUAAUACCAUAGCUUGAUGUUCUCUAGGGGUUGAUGUUAGGUUUCAAGUCUUGUACAGAACAGUCCUUUCCCACUGAGUCAUUUCACUGGUGCUCAAAUUCAAUUUGAAAUAAUAUUUACAACAGUAAAAUUUGUUUAUUUUAAA